UUUUUUUCGGUUCUGGGAUUUGGCGAUAGCUUCAAUUCCUACUUCCAUCUUCUUCCAAGAUCCUCCUCGCCGUUGUGAUCCCUCGAAGCGCAGACAACGGGGCUAUCCUACCCACCCAGGAUCCCCCCAAAAAUCAGAAUCCGCCGAAUUUUUACUGUCGAGUCCGAAUCGAGAGCCCGGCAGGGGGCCCAUCGCGCACACACACAUAGAGCCAACAAAUCUCUCUCUCUCACACUCUCUCGCCAAGAUGGGUAUUGCCAAUGUAGUCAACAUGUGCUCGCACGUAACAAAUGCGUCGCGGGCACGUCUAGGCAUAACCUCGGUCCCGCUCACAAAAUACAACCUCAACGUCGCGCUCGUCCUGCACCGGAUGGGCUGGAUCUCCUUCGUCACGCGCGGCGGGACCCGCCCGCCGGACCCGGCCACGAUCACGACCUUCGAGCCCGAGCCCCUGACGACCGCCAACGUGGCCAAACAGCGCCUGUGGCUCGGCCUCAAGUACAACGCCGGCGCCGGCGGCCGGCCCGUCCUCGGAUACAUGACCCCCCUGACCACCCCCAAGAAGCCCCUCAACCUGAAGCUGAACAAGCUGCAGCGCCUCGCCCGCGGUCUCGACGCCCAAGGCUACCGCGGCUUGAACCUCGGCGAGUCCAUCAUCCUCACCACCGACGCGGGUACCCUGGAUAUUCGCGAGGCCGUCGAGCGCAAAGUCGGUGGUCUUUUGCUAUGCCGGAUCGGCCCGUGAUCCGUCGUCUGGAUUCGAUUCACUUGGACGAUGCUCCGUAACAGGUAGUUGUCUACCUAAGGUACCUGGAGUUAGCAACGGGGAGUUUUACGUAUAACAACUUGUCUGCGCACUCGGAGCGGGGAGGAUGAUAUAUCAAGGGUGAGGAGAGGUGAAUAUCGACAGAAUUCGUCUCGUUCGAAAGGGGUUAGGAGAGGGUCUGGUCUACGAGAUGAUGAGCACAUACUCCGCAUCUCAAAUGAUGUUUACGGAGUCUCGGCAAGACACGCUAUACAUAUGGUUUCGACCGUUAGAGGCCGCCUGCACGGCGGCCAACGUUCGGUAGACAAGAUGUAAAACAGGAUACGCAGGCGGAAAAUGGUAGAGGGGCUUCAUGUACAUAAAAUAAGCAGAAAUGGACGCCAAUUAUUCGUCUGCGUACUUAGUUGUAUUAUACAUACUCGCAUAUCAUAAAUUAUCCGAUUUGACAAACUGCAA
Molecule: messenger RNA, 1222 nt
Organism: Daldinia caldariorum
Lineage: Eukaryota; Fungi; Ascomycota; Sordariomycetes; Xylariales; Hypoxylaceae
Product: ribosomal protein S8
Exons: 1
Coding region: 248-745 (165 amino acids)
Biological process (GO): translation
Cellular component (GO): ribosome
Molecular function (GO): structural constituent of ribosome
Source: RefSeq, a predicted model, not a curated record